UUCACUGUUCAAAAGGACAAAGACGUCGCUGUCCUCCUGGCUUCUAUUGCUCUCAGAAAACUGGAAGAAUUUUUACUCCUUGUCCCCCAGGGACUUACAACCCCUCCUAUGGAGUCAGCCAGGCUGAGAGGUGUCUGCAGUGCCCUGCAGGAAUGUUCUGUGGAGAAUGGGGAUUAUCCUCUCCAAGUGGUCCCUGCUGGCCAGGAUUCUUCUGUACAGCAGGAGCAAGUGUCCCAAACCCCCAUGGAGCCACAAACACGAGCACUAGUGGCCCGUGCCCACCUGGACACUUCUGCCCAGCCGGCACAAGUAUCCCACAGCAAUGCCCCGUGGGCACUUACUCGGACGGGCUCUCCAGCUGGCAGGACUCCAGCUGCACAGUGUGUCCAGCUGGCCACUACUGCAGCUCUGCUGGCCUCACGGCACCCUCGGGACCCUGCUCAGCGGGACACUACUGCCUGCCUGGAGCCUCCUCACCAUCGCCAGCCGGAAUGUGGGAGAAAGGAGGCCCUUGUCCUGUGAGCCACUUCUGCCCAGAAGGAAGCAACUUUCCCUUACCCUGCCUUGCAGGGACUUACAACAACCUCACCAGACAAGCUGCGUGCUUCCCUUGUGCUGCUGGCUACUACUGCCCAGAAAAUACCACCAGCUACAGUAUGAAUCCUUGCCCAGCUGGCUUUUACUGCCCCAAAGGAACCAGGUUUGCCACUGAGUUUCCCUGUCCCCGGGGCUACUAUAACCCUGAGCCCAUGACCCAGAGCUUGGAUAGCUGCUUGCCCUGUCCGCCUGGGCACUACUGUGGGAAGGAGAACUUGACUGCUGCCUCGGGCAAGUGUGAUGCCGGCUGGUUUUGCAUCUCAGCUGCUUGGACCUCACGGCCUUUUGAUCUGGAUAAUUACACCAAUGCCAACUGCCUCUGUCCAGCCACUGCCACUGGAGGGAAGUGCAUAGCGGGUUUCUAUUGCCCCAAAGGAAGCCCUGAGCCUCUUCCUUGCCCUCCGGGGUUUUACUGCAAUGCCUCAGGUCUGUCUGUCCCCAGUGGGGAGUGUACUGCUGGGUUUUACUGUACAGGGGGAGCAGCUCUCCCUAAACCAACAGAUAAUGUGACUGGGAAUAUCUGCCCCAUGGGGACUUACUGCACUGCAGCAUCAGCAGUACCCACGCUCUGCCCAGCUGGCACCUUUUCCAGCCUCCUAGGGAGGAGAACGCUCUCUGAGUGCCAGCCUUGCCCCUCUGGCUUCUAUUGCGAGGUACCUGGCCUCAGUGCCCCAACUGGAGAGUGCUGGGAAGGCUAUUACUGUGACAGCCAACAAGGGCCAGUGAUUGAUUUUACCCUUUACCCGUGCCCACAAGGUUUUUACUGCCCACCAGGGACGAACAGGAGCACUCAGUACAGCUGCCCUGCGGGAACCUUUGGACCAAGGCAAAAACUGAAAACUAUUAAGGAAUGUCAAAGAUGCCCACCAGGAAAAUACUGUGAAUUCUCUGGACUUGCUGCCCCAACAGGAGACUGUGCUGAGGGAUUUUGGUGCAAAAGUGGUGCCCGAGUAAGAAACCCCCAAGAUGGAGAAUCAGGACUUCCUUGUCCUCCUGGUCAUUACUGUCCUGAAGGUGCCCCGCUUCCAUUGCAGUGCCCUCCUGGCACAUGGUCUGGCAGCGAAGGCAGUGGGAGUUUGCAGGAAUGCCAGCCUUGCCCUGGGGGAUAUUAUUGCAAUAGCUCUGGCCAGAGCGCCCCCUCCGGGCACUGCAGCGCAGGGUACUACUGUGUCACUAGGGCCCAGACCCCGACGCCCACCGAUGGCCUGUCAGGAGCUCCGUGUCCAGUCGGUCACUUUUGUCCUCUUGGAUCCAGGAGUCCAGCACCGUGCCCCCCCGGCUCCUACUCACCACACAUCCGUGGAGAGAAGUGCCAUGCUUGCCCAGAGGGCGACUACUGUGUCCCUGGCGAGAAGCCACAACCCUGUCCCCCGGGGUAUUUCUGUCCCAAGGGCACAGCUCUUCCAACUGCUUGUCCGGCAGGGUCCUACAACCCUUCGCAAAGGCAAGCCAGCUGCCUGCCCUGUCCCGAAGGGUUCUUCUGCCCCAAAAAUUCCUCUUCCUUUUUGGAGAAUGAAUGUUCAGCUGGCCACUACUGCCCUACUAGUACUGCUUCUGCAACUCAGUUCCCAUGUCCAAAGGGGACUUACAACCCACGGACUGGAAGCAGCCUGGUGUCUCACUGCACCCCCUGUGACCCAGGGCACUACUGUGCACUUGCAGGGCAGUCACGUGUCACAGGACCCUGCUUGGCUGGGUUCUACUGCAGGGGGGGUGUUUCUACUCCAACACCUACAGAUGGUCUUCUGGGAAGCACAUGCCCAAAGGGAACUUACUGUUCUACCGGCUCUGCCUUUCCACAACCGUGUCCUCCUGGUCAUUACAGCAACUCAACUGGGAAUACUGGGGUUGAGGACUGUCUCCUGUGUGAUGCAGGAUAUUUCUGCAAUGGGGCUGGACUUUUGUCUCCGACUGGAUUAUGUGAGGCUGGAUUCUACUGUAGUGGAGGAGCCAUUUCCCCUAAACCUCCCAGGACAACCGUCAGUGGAGGGCCAUGUCCACCUGGACAUUACUGUGUGGUGGGGAGCAGCAGCGCCCAGCCGUGCCCUGCAGGGAGUUACAGCCCAUCCUGGAGGAUGAGGCAGUGCUUGUCGUGCCCAGAGGGCUUCUACUGCACCUCCACCUCCUCCAACUACACUGAUUGCCCUGCAGGUUAUUAUUGCCCCCAGAAUACAGAAUUUGCCACGCAGUAUCCUUGUCCCCCUGGAACCUACAGUGAAGCUUUAAAUAUCUGGGAUGCUUCCAAGUGCCAGCUGUGUCCUCCUGGAAGGGUCUGUUCCAAGCCAGGCCUAGCAAGACCAGAUGGACUGUGCACGCCUGGAUGGUUUUGUCCACCUGGAUCCACGUCAAGCAAACCAGUGUUUCCUGGAAAUUACUCUGCAGGCAUGGCAGCUCCGGCUGCUGGAUCCAUUGGGUUGUGCCAGGCAGGAACCUUUUGUCCUGCUGGUUCGUUUCUUCCUCUUCCCUGCACUCCAGGUUUGUACUGUGCAACUGCAGAGCUGGCAGCCCCGUCGGGUCCCUGCGAGGCUGGCUUCUACUGCACGGGGGGCUCCACGCUCCCAAACCCCAUGGAUGGAGCAGUGGGAGACAUUUGUCCUCGAGGCCACUUCUGUCCUGCAGGGAGUUCUUCUCCAUCUCCGUGUCCCCCAGGCUCCUUUUUGGCUCAUCGUGGUGGCCAGUCAGCACAGGAUUGCCAGUCCUGCAUCCCAGGGUGGUUCUGCUCUCAGCAUGGUCAGAAGUCCUCGGAGGGCUUGUGUAAAGAAGGAUGGUUUUGUCCAGAGGGCUCUGUGUCAGGCCAGCAUUCAGACUGUUUGUGUCCUGUGGGUCACUAUUGCCCCACUGGCAGCCCAGAGCCCAUACCCUGCCCCUCUGGAAAAUAUCAGGACCAGGCUGGUAAAAGCCACUGUGAAACAUGCCCAGCAGGAAUGUUCUGUGCUCUAAAAAACUACCCAGAUGAUCUCCAAGAGAACUUUUCACACGGUGUGGUCAAACCAAUAGAAUGUCCAGUGGGAUUUUACUGCCCAUCAGGAACAAAGGCUGCUGAUCAGUACCCGUGCCCAGAGGGCACCUACAGCGACCAGGCUGGGCUGGGAAAUCCCAGGCAAUGCAAGCCUUGUCCUGGAGGCAUGUUUUGUGCCGGUGCAGGACUCUCGUCCCCUAGUGGUCCCUGUUUGCCUGGGUAUUACUGCACUUCAAAGGCACGUACACCCAAUCCUGUUAACGACGAGGCGGGCAGUGUUUGUCCCGCGGGCCAUUACUGCCCACCAGGUAGCAGCAAGCCAGAGCUAUGUCCCACUGGCACGAUUUUACCUCAGUCUGGGAUGGGUCACCGUAACGCCUGCCUGCCCUGCCCUGGGGGGAAGUUCUGCCAAGGAGAAGGCCAAGCCAGUGUUUCUGGAACGUGUUACGCUGGGUAUUUCUGUGAGCUUGGAUCCACGCAGCCAGAUCACAAGCGCUGCCCUCCUGGUUUCUACUGUCCUGAAGGCUCUGAAUCCCCAAUCCCGUGUAGUCCUGGAAGCUUCAACUCUGAGAGUGGACAAUGGCAGUCAGCAGACUGUCAGCUCUGCCCAGCUGGAUACUUCUGCAGUGGUUCUGGAGCCCACACCCCUGAGGUGUGUCCUGCUGGGUACUUCUGUCUGCCCGGUACCACCUUCAGUACAGAGCACCCGUGUCCGAAGGGUACCUUUGGCCCCAGGACUGGUGUCACUAGCCAGGCUGACUGUGAGCCCUGCCCAGCAGGCAUGUAUUGCUCAGCACCUGGCCUAUCCCAGCCUUCUGGAUUUUGCUAUCCGGGUUAUCACUGUGCCAAGGGAGCCAUCAGCCCAGCCCCCUUCAAACACAGGGUGGAAUCUUCCAGCCUUGGUCUGCCUGGUAACGACAUCUGUCCUGUGGGGCAUUUCUGCCCCCGGGGUACAGGGUACCCCAUGCCCUGUCCUCCCGGAUCCUUCUCUCCCACCGUGGGCCUGGAGGCGGAGGAGCAGUGCCGGCCCUGCCCGGCCGGGCGCUACUGCAGCGCGGCGGGGCUGGCUGGCCUGGCCCAGACCUCGCUCUGCAACCCGGGGUAUGUUUGCCUGGAAGGAAACUCUGUGCCCUGCCCUUCUGAUGGGACUCAUGGAUACAGGUGUCCCAGUGGCUUCUACUGCCCUGCAGGCACUGGGCUAGAAGUGCCCUGUGAGCCUGGCACCUUCAGCCCUGCGCCUGGGGCCAGUGCCUGCCUCCCAUGCCCGGCCGGUAUGGCCUGCAGCAACGCCACCACUGUGGAGCCCCUCAGCUGUCCCAGAGGUUACUACUGUCCAGCUCAGACCGCUGUCCCCCUGCCAUGCCCUGAGGGGACGCUGAACACCUUGGAGGGGGCACUGGCCCCCAGCGCCUGCAAGCUGUGCCCAGUGGGGAGGUACUGCAGAGGAGAUGCCAACUGGGAACCUGACGGUCUGUGUUCAGCUGGGUACUACUGUGAAGGAGGAGCCACUGAUGCCAUUCCACGUGGGACACCUGCGUUCCCACUCAAUGGGCCCUGCCCACUGGGGCACUAUUGUCCAGAAGGGACUCAUUUCCCAGUUGCCUGCCCAGUUGGGACGCUGAACAAUGCCACAGGUGGUACCUCCCCAGAGAGCUGUGUGCCUUGCUACCCUGGGUCUUUCUGUGCUAGCGUUGGUCUGAGUUCUCCGACAGGACCUUGUACUGAGGGGUUUUACUGCCCAGCCAACUUCAGCUCCAUCAGCCCCACGGCUUUCCUCUGCCCUAAGGUACUGCUCAGGGACAGCUGGGCAGGGAAGGAGGGUCACUUCUGCCCGUCAGGGGCAGCCCACCCCACGCCGUGCCCCGCUGGGGAAUACCAGCCAGCCAGGGGCUCUGCAGCCUGUGUUCCAUGCCAGAGGGGCUUCUACUGCCAGGAGCUGGUUGCAGGAGACCCCAAGCGCUGCCCACCACACUCCUACUGUCCUACAGGCACACAGGUUCCUCUCACGUGUCCUGAAGGCACUUUCACUCCUGAAAACAUGACUGGCCUCUGGAAUGAGAAGGAAUGCCUGCCAUGCUUACCUGGUCACUACUGCAGGCAUGGGCGGCUGGAGGGGAAAUGUGCUGCUGGGUACUUCUGCCUUGCUGGGAGCUCUCAAUCCACCCCCCAGGGCCAUGGCUUUUCCUGGCGCUUCCCAUCUGGGUGCCACUGGGGUCAGGUGUGUGCGGGGCUGUGUCCUGCAGGUUUCUACUGCCUGGAGGGAUCUGAGCUACCUAUAGCAUGUCCUGCCAAUACUAUUAGAGCAGUUCCAGGCGCUGUGAAGAGAGAAGACUGCCUGCCCUGUCCACCAGGCCACUGGUGCAAAACAGGGGAUUCAGAGGCCUACCCAUGUCCGUCAGGACACUAUUGCUUUGGAAGCAAUGGCAGCGACCAUAGCAGUCUCCUGGCACCUCAGAAGUGCCCUCCGCAAACUUACCGCAAGCACCCGGGAGCUCAGAGCCUGACAGAUUGCCAGCCAUGUCCUCCAGGCUACCACUGCCCUUUAUCAGGUCUGACCAGGUUUGAGGAUUAUCCGUGCCCCCCUGGUUACUGGUGCCCUGGUCAAGGGGACACUUUCCUGUGUCCAGCUGGUACUUCCAGGAUCCAGCCUGGUGCAAAGUCAUUGGAAGAGUGUGAUCCCUGCUCACCUGGAUACUAUUGCCCGGAUCCAGCGCAGACAGGGCUGCCUAACACCCGAGGAGUACCCUGCAAACCUGGCUACGAAUGCCCAGCAGGUUCAGUAAAUCCGAAGCCUUGCAGGCCUGGAUUAUACUGUGGUGCUCGCACAGCCGUGCCUUCCAUGUGCCCUGCUGGGUAUUACUGUCCCGAAGGAUCGUCGACAUAUAAUAGCCCUGAGCAGCUGUGUGUGUUUCCCUACUACUGUCCCCCAGGCAGUGGCCAUCCACUGCCUUGUGAAGGAGGGUACAUGGCCCUCAGCUCUCCUGGUCCAAGGGAUUCAUUUGAGAAAUUCUGCAGAAUCUGCGACGCAGGCACCUAUCGCAGCGACUCCCUCAUCACAUCACCCUGCCAGCCCUGCCCAGCCGGCUUCAUCUGCCCCCAAGGCAGCGAGAGUUACCACGGGAAGCCUUGCCCCAGUGGCCACUACUGCCCUCCCCUGGCAUCUGCCCCCCUGCCCUGUCCCCCGGGCACCCAUGGCAGCAGCAGCUUUGCGAAGCGCAUCGAGGAUUGCCAGGCUUGUCCUGCUGGCUCCUUCAGUCACCUUCCUGCUCAGGCUGCCUGUUUCCCCUGUGGCAGCUCUUCUUCCUCUCAGCCUGGUGCUACCAGCUGUACCUGCCGCGGGCUGAACCGGGCUUUCCAGCACUCAGAUGCCUCCUGCAUCUGCCAGGCAGGUUACGUCUACUACGAUGAGAGGGGCAGGGAAGACCCUGACAGCAACAGCGAUCAGGACUGCCAACCUCAGGUGGACGAGCAGUGUGCUCCUGGAGAGGUCCGUCUGGCAUCUACGCGCCAGUGCGUUUUUCCUGACCGAUAUGACUGCUCUCCUUCUUGUGGGCCUGCAGGUGGAGAGAUUAACGCAGAGCUGGGCAUAUGUCACUGCAAGCAGUAUGUCUCUGCUGAGGAGCUCUGUGAUCAGCUGUGUGUGCUGAGAGCCCCACAGAUCUCCUUGGGAUUUGGCAUCAAUCGAAAGCUGCUUCUGAGGAUGAAUGAAGGAGAAGUGAGGGAAGUGCCAAACGUUCUGGGCCCGGAUGAACACGUGCAGAAAAGCCAGCGGGUGCGUUUGGUUCUGUUUAGUCCCAGCGGAGUGCUAGGUUUCAUUGUCUCCAGCACAGAUGUUCUGGAUGCGUUUCUCACGGGAGAUUUUUCGUCAGACCAGUUGCUGCAGAAGGGUCGUCGAGUCCAGAGGGCUUCCUCCAAAGGUAUCCAGGCCUUGCCCCUUGUUCCUAACCCAGUAGUAUGUUUGGAAGCAGGAGACACGAUCCUUUUCCAGCUUCACGUCGAUUCCCACAAUCGCGCAUCCAGCCAUUACCCUGUUUAUCAGAAGCAGCAUCUAUAUAACAGCAACCCAAGCUGGGAUUUUGGAGCCUUCCGAAGGCUAGACCACCUCAUCCAGGAGACUCACCUCAACAUCUCCUGGUUCGCCCAUGUUUUCCUGGAGUCUGGGACGUAUGUUUUCAGGGAUAGGACCAUUCAGGAACAUUUCCUCAUUGUGACGGUGAAUGAAGCAAAUGUGGGCUGUGACCCCAGAGAUGUGUCCUUCCAGCCCUCUUCUCUGUUCCAGCUGGCCAGACAUGGAGUUUUGAAGCAACAGGAUCUGAACUUGGCUCCUAACUGGGCUGCUAUCACAGUGGUCCUCUUUGUUCUGGGCUUCCUAACUGUGGUGCUGACAACUCUGGGUAUAGUGCUCCAGCCUACUGUCCCCAUCAUUAGUCCCCUGGAGAGCUGGAAGCCAAGGUGGAGGAGCCUGGGCGAGCCACAUGUCCCACCAGAGUGCAUCCUCCUUAAAGACAGCCUGCAGUUCUAUCAGACAGUUGGCCCUCGUGGUUCUGGAGAAGAUGCUGGCUUGGGAGAGAAAGGAGCUGUGCAUAAUGCAGAAGGGCGUCCUGCACUGAAGGUUCUGGAGGAUUUCAGUGUUCGCACCCUGUAUGAUAAGCUGGAAGAUCAGAAUUUGCACCUGGCAUCUCAGCUGGCAAAGCACAGGACGGACGUGCUGGUGUUUUACAACGGAAUCAGCCAGUGCAUCCAGAGUCUCAUGGUCAGUGUGAAGAAACAAUUGAGGGAAAGGAGCCUUGGAACCGUGAUGUUUAACACGGUGCAAGCGCUGGACUCUGAAGGCCUGAAAAUCUUUUCCAGGCAAAGGAUUUGUUGGCAUAAACAUGGAGAUAGCAGCUGGGCAGCAGCAGGUGUUGAGCAAUGUGAUGAAUGUAGUAACAACUUCCAAGCAGGUGCUCCCUGGCAAGAGGCAAGAGAGUUAAUGAAAGCUCUGGAAAUGCUGCUUGGGAACGCUCGGUACAAGAAUGUAACUGUGAAACGAGAGAUGGAACAGAAGCUCCAAGGACAGGACGUGGUGGCAGUUGCACCCUCACUGGACAGCUUAGCCAGUGAAAGUGAAUCACAAGUAGUGGAAGGGCAGGAUCAUGAGCUGCCUCAGCAGUGUGAGCUCUUCAGUAGGAAAGACGUGUUGUUCAGCUUCCCUGGACAUGAAGAACAUGGUUUAGAUCUUCAGCUGGCUUACCUGACUGAGUUGGAGGUGGAGGCCCUGAUAGCAGCUUCCCCCCUUGCCAAGACCCUGUGUGAGAUCAAGCAAGCUUUGGUGAAUCUGCAGCAACCCUCAGACCUCGUAAAUCCAGAUGGGAAACAUCAAACAAGCGAGGGGAGCUCUGCCCUCUCCUGAGCUGCUGGAGUCUUGGACCACAAAGAGGGAUGAAGUUCUGCUGCUGGAAAUAAGAGGGGCUGCAUUGCUCGGAGGAUUGAUGAGAUGGAAGCAGAAGUAUUUCAUCUGCUGCGAAGUAAAAUAGCCACCAGCUCGUUUCCUUGAGGAGCCUAGCUAAUCCUUGGCAUGACUGAAGGCGGACUAUGGGAGAGUGUGUGUGUCUGUGGACAGACUUGCAGUACCUGAAGUAUCAGAAAGAUACAUAUUUAGUUAGAGAUGUACUUGGUCAAAUAUAUAAUGAAUAAUCCGUAUUACGUUUGCUUAACCUGGUUGAAUGCUUUCACACCUUGAAAUAUCCAUCAUUCGUAGGCUUGAGAAGGAAGCUGAGGUUCUUGAUGUUGUUUACUAAUUUUAUAGGUGUCAUUGUUAAGUCAGUAAAGCAGAAAACGUGUGAGGCCAUGGGUGGUGACAGAGCCCCCGCUACCAAUGCGUUCUGUAUAGCCUCUAUGAUCUCCAAUGUAGAGGAUAUUUGGGAGGGUUUUUCAAUUACAGUUUAGAGCCGUAUUUCUAAGCCUUGCCCAGCAUCUCUACGUCGCCUGUUCACGUUUUAGAUGUACUCGUGUUGAUCUCAGUAAGACCUACUGGUAGAGAGCUUGGAGGUCUCUGAAAAUGUGAUUAUUUUUUUUUUUUUCCCCCUUUUUUUGAGCAAGAGUGCGUUUAAACUAUUCCCUGUAGUGGUGACUGCAGGGAUCAGUGUAGCUGCCGGUGUCCAGUGCUCCUGCAAGCCUGACUUAUAAACUGAAAAUAUCCUUCCUACUUCUUUUGGCCUGUCUAUAUGAAGGCAAAAGAGCCUGGCUGUGAAGAGAGAUUUGCUUCUGUGGAAUGGGAGUGGAAUCAGAACACCUGCUCCGUCUCUUCCUGUGCAAUAUUCCCUCAGCUCCAAGUGCAGCAACACAAAAUUUCUUGACCGUGAGCCAGCACAGUACCUUGGCAGCCCCCACAGGUAGGCUUCAGCCAACUGUUCCCAACAGCAAAGCCUAUUCUCUUCUCAUUGCAAUAUUUACUGAAUUGCUUAUGUGUGAAGAGGUUUGUGAACCCACUCCUUCCUGGUUCCUAGACACAAAUCCAUUUUUUACUCCUUCUGCCUUUGCAUAACCAUAGUGGGUAUUAAGAGAGUGAGACUCCAGCUCCCAGGAGCCAAGGCAGAAGCUCUCAGUUUUGCUUCCAUUAACUGGUGGCUCUGGUGGAUCUAGAGGAACCGCAAGGUUUUUUGCCCACAUCUACUCAUUUUAAUAGUUCCAUGUUUUCUGAGCUUGCUCCUAAAACCAAAAGGUUUUGUUCUUCUGCCGCUUCACCUUGGCAGAAUUUAGGUACUUAUUGACACUUUGAAGGGACUUGAAGAAAACGGGAAAAUACAGGCAAACACCACAAAACACCUGUAGGUCACUCUCUGCGAUUGCCUGUUCUAGAAUAUAGUAGUAAAAAAUACUGUCAUUGCUCUCCUCAUUGCUUGCUCUUCUGGUUAACAGCAGAUAUGCUUAUAACUACUACGUGGAGGUAAGCGUCUUCAGUGAUUGCGGCCUUUGUGAUAUCCACAGGGAAACGUGGUACCCAGGCAGGUGAUAAAGUUAUCUCUGUGACUUGUGGUUCCAGGUUAUAUUUGUAAAAGGCAGGGUGGAAGUCAGCAGUAAAUAAAAUAUGUCAAAUUUUUCAUUGUAACAGUUUUCCAAUGAGAACCAUUUUUUUUUUUGUUUGGAUCAAAACAAAGAUAUGCCUAUGGAAUUUUGCUGGAAGUUUUCUUUUUUUCCCCACUGUGGUUUUCUUAACAAGUACACUUCAGCUAUAAGUAAACACCUUUGAGUUUCAAAAUGGUUUGGGUCUUUUUUUUUUUUUUUUUUUUUCCUACAAAACAAAACUAUCAAUGAAAAGAUCAGAGUUUUACACGGUGUUUCUUUUCAUGAUUUGUUAAGAGUUUUUUGGAAAUGAAAGAACAAAUAA
Molecule: messenger RNA, 10925 nt
Organism: Athene cunicularia (burrowing owl)
Lineage: Eukaryota; Metazoa; Chordata; Aves; Strigiformes; Strigidae
Product: zonadhesin-like
Exons: 57
Coding region: 153-8948 (2931 amino acids)
Source: RefSeq, a predicted model, not a curated record